Molecule: messenger RNA, 3898 nt
Organism: Psammomys obesus (fat sand rat)
Lineage: Eukaryota; Metazoa; Chordata; Mammalia; Rodentia; Muridae
Gene: Kifap3
Product: kinesin associated protein 3
Exons: 20
Coding region: 219-2600 (793 amino acids)
Biological process (GO): cilium organization; microtubule-based movement
Cellular component (GO): ciliary transition zone; kinesin II complex; axoneme
Molecular function (GO): kinesin binding
Source: RefSeq, a predicted model, not a curated record
GCUCUGGGCGGGUCUGGGCUGCUCCAGUGUUUUAGGGCCCAGGAGCUGUGGGAGGAGCCGGCGGCCUCACCGUGGUAACCGCAGCGCCGCAGCCCCGCCUUGCAGGCCUCCGGACUGUCACCGCCUUGGCUUUGAGGAGACUUUGGCCAGGUCCCCGGAAGUAGUCCCCCCAGACUCUCAGACACCCCCAUCCUCCCCACGCCGCUGCCGCCGCCGCCAUGCAAGGCGAGGACGCCAGAUACCUCAAAAGGAAAGUUAAAGGGGGGAAUAUUGAUGUACAUCCAUCAGAAAAAGCUCUCAUUGUUCAGUAUGAAGUGGAAGCUACCAUUCUUGGAGAAAUGGGGGAUCCCAUGUUGGGAGAACGAAAGGAAUGCCAAAAAAUCAUUCGUCUGAAGAGUCUCAAUGCUAACACAGACAUAACCUCUCUGGCCCGGAAGGUGAUUGAAGAAUGUAAACUCAUUCAUCCUUCAAAGCUAAAUGAGGUAGAACAGCUUUUGUACUAUCUACAAAACCGCCGUGAUUCAUUGUCAGGAAAAGAAAAGAAAGAAAAAUCAAGCAAGCCUAAAGAUCCACCUCCUUUUGAAGGGAUGGAGAUUGACGAGGUGGCCAACAUCAAUGACAUGGACGAGUACAUUGAACUAUUGUAUGAAGAUAUUCCAGACAAGGUUCGGGGUUCUGCCUUGAUCCUGCAGCUGGCUCGAAAUCCCGAUAACUUGGAAGAGCUACUGCUAAACGAAACUGCCCUGGGUGCACUAGCAAGAGUCCUGAGAGAAGACUGGAAACAAAGUGUUGAGUUAGCUACAAACAUCAUUUAUAUCUUCUUUUGCUUUUCUAGCUUUUCUCAUUUUCAUGGACUCAUCACUCAUUAUAAAAUCGGAGCACUGUGUAUGAAUAUCAUUGAUCAUGAGUUAAAAAGACAUGAGCUUUGGCAAGAAGAACUUUCUAAGAAGAAGAAAGCUGUUGAUGAAGACCUUGAAAAUCAAACCUUGAGAAAGGAUUAUGACAAAACCUUUAAAAAGUACCAGGGACUUGUGGUAAAACAAGAACAGCUGUUGAGAGUUGCUCUCUAUUUGCUUCUGAAUCUUGCUGAGGACACACGUACAGAACUGAAGAUGAGGAACAAGAAUAUAGUUCACAUGUUGGUGAAGGCUCUUGAUCGCGACAAUUUUGAGCUACUCAUUCUCGUUGUGUCAUUCUUGAAGAAACUCAGCAUUUUCAUGGAGAAUAAAAAUGACAUGGUAGAAAUGGAUAUUGUUGAAAAGCUGGUAAAAAUGAUACCCUGUGAACAUGAAGAUCUCCUGAAUAUCACCCUCCGGCUUUUAUUAAACCUCUCAUUUGACACAGGCCUGAGGAACAAGAUGGUCCAAGUUGGGCUUCUCCCAAAGCUCACCGCACUCCUUGGGAAUGAAAACUACAAACAAAUAGCAAUGUGCGUGCUUUAUCAUAUAAGCAUGGAUGACCGCUUUAAAUCAAUGUUUGCAUAUACUGACUGCAUACCACAGUUAAUGAAGAUGCUCUUUGAAUGUUCAGAUGAACGAAUUGACUUAGAGUUGAUUUCUUUUUGCAUUAAUCUUGCUGCUAACAAGAGAAAUGUCCAGCUCAUCUGUGAAGGAAAUGGGCUGAAGAUGCUCAUGAAAAGAGCUCUGAAGCUCAAGGAUCCACUGCUGAUGAAGAUGAUCAGAAACAUAUCCCAGCAUGAUGGACCCACUAAGAAUUUGUUCAUUGAUUAUGUUGGGGACCUCGCAGCCCAGAUCUCCAGUGAUGAAGAGGAGGAGUUCGUAAUUGAGUGUUUGGGAACUCUGGCAAAUCUGACAAUCCCAGAUCUAGACUGGGAGCUGGUUCUGAAGGAGUACAAGCUGGUUCCGUUCCUCAAAGAUAAGCUAAAGCCAGGUGCCGCGGAGGACGACCUUGUUCUGGAGGUGGUGAUAAUGAUCGGGACCGUAUCUAUGGACGACUCUUGUGCUGCACUGCUAGCUAAGUCCGGGGUGAUCCCGGCACUCAUUGAACUGCUGAACGCUCAGCAAGAAGAUGAUGAAUUUGUGUGUCAGAUAAUUUAUGUCUUCUACCAGAUGGUUUUCCAUCAGGCCACAAGAGAUGUCAUAAUCAAGGAAACACAAGCUCCAGCAUAUCUCAUAGACCUGAUGCAUGAUAAAAACAAUGAAAUCCGGAAAGUCUGUGAUAACACAUUAGAUAUUAUCGCAGAAUAUGAUGAAGAAUGGGCAAAGAAAAUUCAGAGUGAGAAGUUUCGCUGGCAUAACUCUCAGUGGUUGGAGAUGGUAGAGAGUCGUCAAAUGGAUGAGAGCGAGCAGUACUUGUAUGGUGAUGAUCGGAUUGAGCCAUACAUCCAUGAAGGGGACAUUCUUGAACGACCUGACCUUUUCUAUAGCCCAGAUGGAUUGAUUGCCUCUGAAGGAGCUAUAAGUCCAGAUUUCUUCAAUGAUUUCCACCUCCAGAACGGAGAUGUGGUUGGGCAGCACUCAUUUCCAGGCAGCCUUGGAAUGGAUGGCUUUGGCCAGCCAGUGGGAAUCCUUGGACGUCCUGCUACCGCAUAUGGAUUCCGCCCUGACGAACCUUACUACUACAGCUUUGGGUCUCGAUAAAGUCAGCCCUCCCAUAUGUGCGCUCAGCUUAUGAGACAUCUGUAUACUGUGGGUUAACUUUGAAUCUUGACUUAAUAAUGCAUGUUGUACUCCUGUGGGGCUGUGUUGCUUUUUUCUCCACGUUGUUAUCUUCAGGUUAGCUCUAACUCUCAUGUCUUCUGUUAAAUGCAAUUGAUGCUCCAGUGGCCACUCGUCCAGCCAUAUCUUGAGGUGAAUAAUGUUUACCAUGAGAUUGUUGCAGAACUACUAGCCUGGAAAAAUACACACUACAUUAUGUACAUUAAGUGACUAAUUUCUGUUAAAAAGUGGCAUACAUGCAAAGAAAUGAGCCAAAGGCAUGUUUUCAUAUUUACUAUGUUUCAUAGGAACCACUCAUGUACAUGGGAUACACAUACUUUUUUUUUUUUUGCUUUAUCUUUCUACCUAUAAACUCCUUAAUGUUUCAUGUGAGUUGUGCUACCUUUAAAUUUUAAAUGAACCUCAGCUUUUAUUCCAUGCUAUGUCUGGAAGUUUCUUUCACAAAGUUACUAACUAUCUGAGUUUUUUAACUGAGAGAGAGCAUAUGCUGUAAGUGAUGCUAUCCAUUAGUAUCCUCUACUGUGAGUCAGCUUCAUGCCCUGGUAACUGUAGCAGAAUCCCGGGACAACCUCCGGACGGAGUAGGCACAACACUGGGCUUCUAAGCCUCGCUUUCCUGAAAUGUACAAUAUCAACUGUGAACAAGCUAAUUAUUUUUUGCCUUACCUAAGAAAAUUAAGGAAAGAACUCUUUCUCUCUUUGUUCACUUAAGAUAGAAGUGGGUAGUGGGAACUGGAGAGUGGCACAGUGAUUAAUAAUGAGUUUUGAAAAUAAUUCAUUGAUUUUAAAAUAUUAAAAAUUUUACUUGAGAAACCAAGCAAGUGAAAUAAAUAUAAGCAUAGAUUGUGUUUUUGAUCACUUCCUGCUGAAGGAAACACAAGGCUUCAGAACAACACAGAUAAAAGGUAAGCUUCUGCCUUUAAGUUAGAAUCCAUGACCCAACUAUACUAUUUCCAUAAUCCACAUGCCUAGCACAAAGCGCUAGAGCUCAGAAGGCUCUAGGGACACUUCAGUCCAUCUGCUCAAGAAACCAAACACUUAAAAUUGUAAAUAUAACCAACAUAUAUGUUCUUACCUGAUACAUAUAAGGUAGUGUAUGAUCUGGGAAGUUGUUUAUGUUUGUGAAUUCACAACCUAAUUGAUCGUUCUGAAAGCAUGCAAUUAUUGUCUUUGUUUCCCUUUACCCACAAACUAUUAAAGUCAGAAAGGUUUGAAUCAGUA